UUGAAUUAAUGUUCAUUACAUAAUAUUAAGGGUUGUUUUUGUUUCAUUUCUUCAAUCAGGUUAUUAACAGUGGCUGCGAUCGAUCCUUGAAUAGAAAAAUAAUCCAACUCAUGGGUCCAAGCAAGCUUAGACAAGCAAUAGGGGCAGUAAAGGACCAGACGAGCAUAAGUUUGGCCAAAGUAGGCAGCAGCGCCUCCUUGUCCGAUCUUGAAGUUGCCAUCGUGAAGGCAACCCGACACGAUGAGUACCCACCAGAGGAGAGACAUAUAAGGGAGAUUCUAAGCUUGACUUCUUAUUCUCGAGCCUAUGUUGGUGCAUGUGUCAAUUUCCUUUCCAGACGCCUUAGCAAGACGAAGAAUUGGGUUGUGGCGCUUAAGGCACUCAUGUUGAUCCAUAGGCUGUUAUGUGAUGGAGAUCCAUCCUAUGAGGAAGAGAUUUUCUUUGCCACAAGGCGAGGAACAAGGCUUCUUAACAUGUCUGAUUUUCGUGACUCCAGAUCUAACUCCUGGGAUUGUUCUGCUUUUGUACGAUCUUAUGCUUUGUACCUUGACGAACAUUUGGAGUUUAGGAUGCAGAACCGUAGGGGAAAACGCAGUGCAUUUGCAUACAAUGAUGAUGAUGAAGAAGAGGUUCGCCAUAAUGCCAGGGGUAUAAAAGCUACACCCCUCAGGGAAAUGAAGAAUGAUCGAGUUUUCUCAAGGAUUCAUCAUCUCAUGCAACUUCUUGAGCGAUUCUUAGCCUGUCGACCUGCAGGUUCUGCAAAGAACAAUCGAGUGGUGAUUGCGGCUCUAUAUGCAUUAGUGAAGGAAAGUUUCCAGCUAUAUUAUGAUUUAACAGAAAUCACGACUCUCUUGUUUGAUAAGUUCAUAGAACUAUCAAUCCCAGACUCUGUGAAGGUUCUUGAGAUUUUCUUCAGAAUUAAUAAGCAAUAUGAGGAGAUUGAACAGUUCUACGAUUGGAGUAAAACAGUUGGAGUUACACGCACUACUGAAUAUCCAGAUAUUGACAUCAUUCCACCUAAGAAACUCGAGCGUAUGGAUGACCUUAUACGAGAAAAGUCCUUCAGGGAACAGAGCAGGAAGGCAAUGCGGAAUGAACCAACUGCUGAGCACGUUCAAGAAACUAAAAGGCAAGAACCUAAAACUGAACCGGAAGAGGACAUGAAUGCAAUUAAGGCAUUACCAGCACCAGAGGUAUUACCAGAAGAAAAGACAGAGGAAGAGGAAAAGAAGACGGUGAAAACCCAAGAAGAAGGAGACUUGUUAAACUUGGGUGAAGAUGUUCCAACUUCGGAAGAACAUGGAGAUCAACUGGCAUUAGCGUUGUUUGAUGGUGGUCAAGCAACGACCAAUCCUGCAACAAGCAUUUCACCAUGGCAAGCGUUCAACGAUUCAGGAGAUUGGGAGACAGCACUCGUUCAGUCUGCGAGUCAUUUGUCAAACCAGAAGACCUCCCUCCCUGGAGGCUUCGACACAUUAAUGCUCAAUGGCAUGUACCAACAAGGAGCAGUGUCUCAGGCAGUAGCCUGCUCAGGUGUCGUGGCUACUGGAAGUGCAAGCAGCGUUGCACUUGGCUCAGCAGGACGGCCAGCAAUGCUAGCAUUGCCUGCACCUCCAACCGCAAAUGGUGGAGCUAAUACAGCCGCACCAGGCACAGAUCCUUUUGCAGCUUCACUGGCAAUAGCUCCACCAGCAUAUGUUCAGAUGUCCGAGAUGGAGAAGAAACAGAGACUACUAAUGGAAGAGCAGUUAAUGUGGCAAGAGUAUCAGAAAAAUGGAAUGCAAGGAAAGGUAGGAUUUGCCAAUGCGCAGCCAAACCCUUACCCGUAUAACAUUGGUGGUUACAGACAAACCUUCUAAAGAUUUCACUGAUAAGAUACACAACAAUGUAAUGUCAUUUUCCCUGUGGUCAGCAGUAUCUCAGUAAAAAGGUCAAGUCAUGAAAUUGUCCAGAAAGAAAGUGGCAUCC
This is a messenger RNA of Solanum tuberosum (potato), 1968 nucleotides long. RefSeq names its product putative clathrin assembly protein At1g03050. Gene Ontology annotation, molecular function: phosphatidylinositol-4,5-bisphosphate binding; clathrin heavy chain binding; 1-phosphatidylinositol binding. The record is from RefSeq and is a predicted model, not a curated record. Lineage: Eukaryota; Viridiplantae; Streptophyta; Magnoliopsida; Solanales; Solanaceae. Gene Ontology annotation, cellular component: clathrin-coated vesicle; clathrin-coated pit. The coding region runs from base 111 to 1859 and encodes 582 amino acids. The transcript is spliced from 2 exons. Gene Ontology annotation, biological process: vesicle budding from membrane; clathrin coat assembly; clathrin-dependent endocytosis.